UAACAGUUGAGGGCGGGGCUAAAGACUAGGGUGGCCUGAUAAAUGAGUGGACUCUGAAGACCAGGGCCAUGGACACACAAAAUUUAGAGAACGCAGCUGUAAAGAUUCAGUCAUGGUGGCGUGGCAACAUGGUGCGCCGGACGUUACUGCACACAGCACUCAGGGCCUGGGUCAUCCAGUGCUGGUGGAGGUCGAUGCAGGCCAAGAUGCUGGAGCAGAGACGGCGCCUGGCACUAAGACUCUACACCUGCCAGGAGUGGGCAGUGGUGAAAGUGCAGGCACAGGUUCGGAUGUGGCAGGCUCGCAGACGAUUUCUUCAGGCACGCCAAGCGGCCUGCAUCAUCCAGUCUCACUGGCGCUGGCAUACCAGUCAAACCCGGGGUCUGAUCCGGGGCCGCUAUGAGGUCAAAGCCAGCCGGCUGGAACUUGACAUCGAAAUUCUCUUGACCUAGGGCACUAGUAGAGCCAAGGAGACUGGAUCUCUUUUCCAAUAAAGACACUUAACUGAG
This is a messenger RNA of Neofelis nebulosa (Clouded leopard), 509 nucleotides long. It is a transcript of the gene IQCF6, whose product is annotated as IQ motif containing F6. The transcript has 2 exons. The coding region runs from base 69 to 452 and encodes 127 amino acids. The record is from RefSeq and is a predicted model, not a curated record. Gene Ontology annotation, molecular function: calmodulin binding. NCBI's taxonomy places the organism in Eukaryota, Metazoa, Chordata, Mammalia, Carnivora, Felidae.